Messenger RNA from Aspergillus eucalypticola CBS 122712, 486 nucleotides. RefSeq lists its product as uncharacterized. Lineage: Eukaryota; Fungi; Ascomycota; Eurotiomycetes; Eurotiales; Aspergillaceae. The record is from RefSeq and is a predicted model, not a curated record. The coding region runs from base 148 to 486 and encodes 112 amino acids. The transcript has a single exon.
AUUUUGCAGAGUAUAACUAUUGGUCUAUUGUCAAUUGUCAAUUGAUUAAGACUUUCUCUGAUUAUACUCGGAAACGAUCUAUACUCUCACCGAAAACAACCACACCACCACCACCACCACAACACCACACAACAACAAAAAAACAGAAUGUCCUACCGCACCACAUCCAGCUCCUCCUCCGCCUACUCUUCUUACUCCUCAUCCACCUCUAACGACAACAACAACAACAACCCCCGAACUGAAUCGACCGGCCACCGCUACGCCACCACCUCACACACCGACCCCACUGGCGCUACUACCGUCCGCACCGGAUACCAGAAUCUAGGCGAGGAGCCCGUUUUCGAAGAGCGGAGAUUUGAUUCAGCGGGUCGGGAGGCCGCGUUGUUGGAUACGCAGGGUGGAAUGGGUGCUGCGGGGGGAACUAGGGCUAUUAGGGAGUUGGAUGAGGAUGCUGAUGAGGGGGAGUGGGAGGAUGGGACUUAUUAA